CACGCUAGAGUGGAAACGGAGUCAAAACGCCCGCCCCGCCGCCUCCCUAUAUAUACGCUCUCGCCGCCCGCUGUCUCUCUCGCUCGUCUCCCAUCCCCAGCAGCGUUCGUUCUCCUCGGUCGGUCGGUCAGUCCGUCACCUCCCGCCGCCGUCUCAACGUACCGCCGAGACGCGGGGGCCGGGGCGCGACGGCACGGGCGCCCGGAGCUGACGGGCGGAUGGGAGCUGUAGCGUCGCCCGCGCCGCGGCGGCCGGGCGGGGCGGCGGAGGUGACGGAGCUGGAGCUGCGCAUCCAGCUGCUGGGAGGAGGCGGCGGCUACAACAUCAACGACAACGCGGACCUGCUGGCGGAGAUCCUGGCGCGCCUGGACGGGCGCUCGCUGGCCGCGGCCGCCUGCGUGUGCCGCCUGUGGGCCGCCGUGGCGCGCCGCGACGCCGUCUGGGAGGCCCUCUGCCUCCGCCACGUCGUCGGCCCGGCGCCGCCGGCCGGCCCCGCCACGCGCGCCGUCGUCGCCGCGCUCGGCGGGUACCGCCGCCUCUACCGCCUGUGCCUGGGCCCGGCGCUGGACCGGCUCGGCCGCGCGGGGGGCGCGCUGGCGCAGGCCCAGGCGGCGCGCGCGCACCACCUGUCGCUCUCCCUCUCGCUCUCGCUCUUCUCCAUCGACUGCUACGAGCGCCUCGGAGUCGGCGGCGGGGGCGCCGGCGCGGCCGCCAGGAGGCAGCCGGCGCCGCCGUCGUCGCUGCUGUUCCUCUGCAAGCCCGUCGACGUGUCGUGAUGGCAUUCAGCGCCGGCCGGGCAGGCGGGCGGGCACGAGCGGCCACCGCUGUCGCUCGCCAAAUUAAAGCCGUCCCGGGCAUGUCGCGUCGCGUCCUCGGCCUACGCUGCCUAGCCAACCAUCCUCCACGUCGGAGCGUUCGACGGACGCCGCCGCUUGACACGAUUAUUAAUUAGUUUGAUUAUGAUUAUUAUUAGCACGGACGAACGAGCAAGCUAAGGGCUGUUGAGUCAAUCCAAGCUGUAGUACUCCACCGGAGGGGCAUAUUAAAUUG
Messenger RNA from Panicum hallii, 1050 nucleotides. RefSeq names its product F-box protein SNE. The record is from RefSeq and is a predicted model, not a curated record. Gene Ontology annotation, biological process: regulation of gibberellic acid mediated signaling pathway; gibberellic acid mediated signaling pathway. Lineage: Eukaryota; Viridiplantae; Streptophyta; Magnoliopsida; Poales; Poaceae. The transcript has a single exon. Gene Ontology annotation, molecular function: protein binding. Bases 219 to 776 code for a protein of 185 amino acids. Gene Ontology annotation, cellular component: SCF ubiquitin ligase complex.